UAAUUUAGUUUUGUAGAACAAUCAAUAUUCUGUUUUUUCAUAUUGUAUCGAAAAAAGAAUAGAUUGAUUUUAUAUAGUGCGAAAAAAAUAAAUAAUUUAUUUAAUCUUAAUAAGAAAAAAAAUUGAGUACUUAUUCUAUGCAUUUAAUCAUGAUUAAACUGUAAUUUGAAAUAUACCAUUUAUCAGGCAAAGUACUGUUAUCUAUUGUUAUUUUAUUUUUAGGCAUUUGAUGAACUAAGAAAAAAUGCACUGAAUACUGUUCAAUAUGCUGAAUUUAGGAUUCCUAGUUGUCAUCGUGGUUCAAACGAAUCGAUUCGUAUUGGUCAAAAUCUUGUACCUUUUCUUAGUACUUAUAUGCCUAAUUUACAAACAUUACAUCUUUGGCGUAUAGAUGAUUUUCCAUGGACAUCUAGUAUGUAG
Rotaria sp. Silwood2 is the source of this 420-nucleotide messenger RNA. The record is from the annotation of a GenBank genome assembly. Lineage: Eukaryota; Metazoa; Rotifera; Eurotatoria; Philodinida; Philodinidae.